Messenger RNA from Pseudonaja textilis, 1609 nucleotides. The record is from RefSeq and is a predicted model, not a curated record. Lineage: Eukaryota; Metazoa; Chordata; Lepidosauria; Squamata; Elapidae.
UGCCUCCGCCCGUCGCUUUGCUCCGCUGCGCCUUGGCGCUUCUCCUCCUGGCUUUGGGGGUCCCUUCUCCCUCCACGAAGGAGGAAGGGGGACCCCCGGCCAGGGAGGAGGAAGAGGAAGAGCUGCCCACCGUGGUGGUCGCCAUCCUAGCCCGCAAUGCCCAGCACUCUCUCCCCCACUACCUGGGGGCCCUGGAACGGCUGGAUUACCCCGCGGAGCGCAUCUUCAUUUGGUGCACCACCGAUCACAACGUAGACAAUACCACGCAAAUGCUGCAGGAAUGGCUCGGCGCGGUUGAAAACCGUUACCGGUCCAUCGUGUGGAAAUCUGUGGAAGAGCCCAGAUCUUACCCCAACGAACUGGGACCCAAACAUUGGACGGAGGCGCGUUUCGAACAGAUGAUGAGAUUGAAGCAGGAAGCCCUGGCUUUCGCUCGAUCGCAGAAAGCGGAUUACAUUUUGUUUGCCGACACUGACAGCAUCCUGACCAACAAUCAAACCCUGAAGUUCCUCAUUGCACAAAACAAAUCGGUUGUCGCCCCCAUGAUGGAUUCCCAGACAUAUUAUUCUAAUUUCUGGUGUGGGAUCACCCCGCAGGGUUAUUACCGACGGACAGUGGACUAUUUCCCUACCAAGAACCGCCAGCGUCUCGGGUGUUUUGCUCUGCCCAUGGUCUUCGCCACGUUUUUGAUUGAUUUGCGCAAGAACAACACAGCCAGCCUGGCCUUCUACCCGCCUCACCCCACCUACGCGUGGCCCUUCGACGAUAUCAAUGUCUUUGCCUACUCUUGCCAAGUUAUCAUCUGGAUGCUGACGGAGAAAUGCAAAGAGCUGGAAGUCCAGCUGGAGGAGCACCUGAAAAUGCAGAGCCUCCUGGCCAAGGCGCAGAAGUCCAACGGGAGCCUCUUCCAGCAGAACUUGCUCCUCCGAGAAGAGCUGAGCGUGCUGAAAGAAGAACUGAGCCAAAAGCUAGCCAAGGAGCACGAUCAGCUGAAGUUGCUGCAGAACGAACAGCAGCGCAGGCUCAAUGCCGAGAGGCUGCUCAAGUACACCGCUCAGGGCCUCAAGGAAGUGCUGACGGAACGGCCGCUGGCAGAGGAGGAAGACGGCGAAUUUGACGUGGUGUUCCAGCUGCGGCGUAAAAACGCCUUGCACAGCAUCCUCCGUUUUGUGCAGAGGAGCAUCGCCCACCUGGACUCUCAACAAGGCCUCCACCCCAUCGCAGUCGAGAGCAAGGUGGUCAAAGUCACCAACCUGUCCAGAAGCUUCUCCAGCGAAUGGCACACGAAGGCCUCGCGCACCACGUCCCACUGCAACAUCUUCAAGCUGCCCAAGCCGGUGCACAGCCUGCCCUCCCUGGACUCCCUCUCGUCUUCCCAGCAGCUGGUCACCCUCCGCCCGUAUGGCAGCGCCAAGGAGUCUAUAUUGUCCUGGAGAACCGAGAGUAACCACAAGGGCGGCCCACACGCCAAGAGUGCGACCCAGGCGCCAGAGGAGAGCGCGCAGACGUCGGAGGAGGUAGUGAUCCGUGAAGACCUGCCCGAAAUAGUGACUCACCUGGCCAGGCAGGAGCUGCUGAGCAAGUAGGGCGGAAGAAGGGAGUUGAGGGG